Molecule: messenger RNA, 1663 nt
Organism: Solanum pennellii
Lineage: Eukaryota; Viridiplantae; Streptophyta; Magnoliopsida; Solanales; Solanaceae
Product: mitochondrial phosphate carrier protein 3, mitochondrial
Exons: 6
Coding region: 200-1276 (358 amino acids)
Biological process (GO): mitochondrial phosphate ion transmembrane transport
Cellular component (GO): mitochondrial inner membrane
Molecular function (GO): phosphate transmembrane transporter activity
Source: RefSeq, a predicted model, not a curated record
UAUUGGAUGCCCUAAAAUGAGGGAUGGCUCAUUUUUUGGGAGGGAUAUUAUUUAUUGGUGAACGGUUGAUUGGGCAGUAUAAAAGGGUGGAAAUUGUUUUAGGUCGAAAUAGAAAAAGGAGGUAUUCGGAGAGCGAGACGAGAUUCUUCAUUUGCCUUCUCUGAUCUCCGAUCUCCGAUCUCAAUCUGAAUCUGUGUCAAUGGAGAACUCCCGCCGUCAGUCUCUUCUUCCAAGCUUUCUCUACUCCCCAACAUCUUCUUUUUCUUCUUUAACUCCCAAAACCCUUGCUGUUCCAGAAACCACCAAUGUUCCCAACAACAACCUCAUUAUUCCGGCACCUAACGAACCUGGUAAGAUCGAGAUGUACUCCCCGCAGUUCUACGCUGCCUGUACCUUCGGUGGUAUCCUCAGUUGUGGUCUCACUCACAUGGCUGUCACUCCACUCGAUCUCGUCAAAUGUAACAUGCAGAUUGACCCUGCGAAAUACAAGAGCAUAUCGUCUGGAUUCGGCGUCCUUCUUAAGGAGCAAGGUCCCAGGGGAUUCUUCAGGGGAUGGGUUCCUACCCUGUUAGGUUACAGUGCUCAGGGUGCAUGCAAGUUUGGAUUCUAUGAAUUCUUCAAGAAGUACUACUCGGACCUCGCCGGAGCAGAAAAUGCUGCAAAAUACAAAACUCUGAUAUACCUUGCUGGUUCUGCAUCUGCUGAAGUGAUUGCAGAUAUUGCUCUUUGUCCAUUUGAAGCUGUAAAGGUUCGUGUUCAGACACAGCCUGGUUUCGCUAGGGGAUUGUCUGAUGGAUUGCCGAAAUUUGUUAGAUCUGAAGGUCCCAUGGGCUUGUACAAAGGCUUGGUACCUCUUUGGGGACGUCAGAUUCCAUAUACAAUGAUGAAGUUUGCGUCCUUUGAGACUAUUGUGGAGAUGAUCUACAAGCAUGCAGUCCCAAAGCCUAAAAACGAGUGCAGCAAAUCUAUGCAACUUGGUAUUAGUUUUGCUGGUGGAUAUAUAGCUGGUGUCUUCUGUGCCAUUGUAUCCCAUCCUGCUGACAAUCUUGUCUCGUUCCUCAACAAUGCGAAGGGUGCAACUGUUGGUGAUGCCGUAAAGAAGAUAGGAGUAUUGGGCCUCUUUACCCGUGGUCUACCUCUACGUAUUGUCAUGAUUGGAACUCUUACUGGUGCUCAAUGGGGAAUCUAUGAUGCUUUCAAGGUUUUUGUUGGGCUGCCAACAACUGGUGGUGUUGCUCCUGCUGUACCUGCUGACUCUGAGGUUGCGAAGGUGUAGGAUUGAGAACAAAUUAAUUCUUCACCAAGUUUAAAAGUAGACUUCUCCAGAUUAAACAAUAAACAUAGAUUGCAGAUGUUCCUUAAGUGCUCUUUCGUAGUAAGCAAGCUGGAGAGUGUUCUUUCGCUCAACAAUCUUUACAAUUUUAUAUUUCUCUGAUUUUCAAAUUUUUGGAGAGGGGGAGUUCCCCUAAAACUUAAGCAUUGCGGAUGUCUUUUUUGUUAGAACAGAUACAAAAUCAAUUUGAUGCUAAGCUUUUCCCAUGCGAGAUGGGAAUAACAAGUAUAGUGGAGGCUGCUAUAUGUUUUGCUUUGUUCAUUUUAACUGUCUGAUGUACCAAAAAAUGUUUUAAAAAAACUUUCCGCAGGCAGGGAGGGAAUUGUUAUA